AUGAAGCUUGUUGAAGAAUUAACUGUUAGUGGUAUUGACCCUCGUGGUAUACUCACAUCACUAAAAGCAAAAUUUCCGAAUAAUCAUUCGACUAUGAGAACAAUAUACAAUGCAAGGGAAAGACUGAACCUUAUCGCGUGUCAAGGUAGAAACAUAAUGCAACAAUUUAUGGUUUUAUCCGAAGAUCGACAUUACACAGUGGAGUAUAACUACGACGAGAAGACAAAUGAGGUAACCGAUCUUUUCUUUGCUCAUCAUAAGUUUGUGAAACUUGCCCAAUCUUUCCACGAAUUUCUUAUACCGGAUUGCACCUUCAAGACCAAUAGGUACAAGUUACCCAUUUUUCAAAUGGUUUCCCAUACAUCAACUGGAGCUACAUUCACAGUUGCAGUUGCCUUUUUGAGUAGAGAACAAGAGGAAAAUUAUGUAUUGAUAUGGGACGUUUUUGGGGUUGGGAUAACUGUUUCCAAGAUUUGCCGAUAUCUUGGAUAUCUAUUACUUUUGGUAUCUUAUUGUUAG
This is a messenger RNA of Papaver somniferum (opium poppy), 519 nucleotides long. RefSeq lists its product as uncharacterized. The transcript has a single exon. The record is from RefSeq and is a predicted model, not a curated record. Lineage: Eukaryota; Viridiplantae; Streptophyta; Magnoliopsida; Ranunculales; Papaveraceae. Bases 1 to 519 code for a protein of 172 amino acids.